GUGGCUAAAGCUAAAACUACUCAAAGUAGACUAAACCAUAAAUGUUUACAUGUGUAUGCGUCUAUCAGCUGAUAUAAAUAGUAAAUACUUAAGAGGGGUCUGAACUUUUUUCUCUGUCACACUCAAGUCAACGAAUGGAACUGGAUACAAAAGUAAUAUUGUGAGAUAGUUGUCUACAAAAAUUGUGAAGUAAAACACUAUAAUGGCGGAUAUUGAGCAAGAAAAAUCUGAUAAUGCUGAAAAUUUUUCUAUGGCCACUAAUGUUGAUCCCAAAAAUAUGCAAGAAUUAACACAAUUUGUUCAGAGUCUCCUUCAAGGAAUGCAAGAUAAGUUUCAAUCAAUGUCUGAUCAAAUUAUUGGGAGAAUAGAUGAAAUGGGAAGUCGAAUAGAUGACCUUGAAAAAAAUAUUGCAGAUCUGAUGACACAAGCUGGAGUUGAGGGUGCUGACAAAUAAAUUAAUCCAUUACACGGAAAAACGUGAUACUAAAUUAUUACCACGUAAUAUAAAUUUUGUAUCAGUGCUGGUUAUAAAUAGAGUGAUGCUAAAUUAGCAUUUACUACUGAUAUAAGUUAUACAUAAAAUGAAUUUUACAUGACAUUCACUAUAUUCCUAUUAUACAGUUCAGUAUGCAAUAGAGAAAAUCCAUGAAUAUAGAUAUAAUUUAUAACUCAUAUUUUCAUUUCCUUUUUAUAUAAAACGAAAAAUUAAAAUGGUAUUUAUUUAUUGCUCAUUAAAUUUUAAAAAAUAUAAUUUUUACUAUCUUAAUUUUAAAAUAAAUGUGAAAUAAUUCAUCUGAAAAGAAAGUUCAGUAUACAAAUUAAUUGUGUUAUUUACAAUCUGUGGUCAAUUCCAACAUACAUAAAAAAUGAUACAAAAUUUAUAUUACUGUGGUACACUAAACUUCUCAAACUAUUUCAAUAUUAGUAGUGAUGUUUUUCAGUAUCACAAUUUUUU
Microplitis mediator is the source of this 955-nucleotide messenger RNA. RefSeq names its product heat shock factor-binding protein 1. Gene Ontology annotation, molecular function: transcription corepressor activity. NCBI's taxonomy places the organism in Eukaryota, Metazoa, Arthropoda, Insecta, Hymenoptera, Braconidae. The transcript has 4 exons. Gene Ontology annotation, biological process: cellular heat acclimation. Gene Ontology annotation, cellular component: cytosol; nucleus. The record is from RefSeq and is a predicted model, not a curated record. The coding region runs from base 203 to 454 and encodes 83 amino acids.